This is a messenger RNA of Drepanopeziza brunnea f. sp. 'multigermtubi' MB_m1, 2880 nucleotides long. RefSeq lists its product as uncharacterized. Gene Ontology annotation, cellular component: cytoplasm; COPI vesicle coat. Gene Ontology annotation, molecular function: structural molecule activity. Gene Ontology annotation, biological process: intracellular protein transport; endoplasmic reticulum to Golgi vesicle-mediated transport; intra-Golgi vesicle-mediated transport. The record is from RefSeq and is a predicted model, not a curated record. Lineage: Eukaryota; Fungi; Ascomycota; Leotiomycetes; Helotiales; Drepanopezizaceae.
AUGGCUUCCUUCUUGGAGAGCUCGUACAGUUUGGUACACCAAGACAAUGCCGCCGACGUACCCACCAUGUCCGAUUUGCGGACUCAGCUGGAGAAAGGGACAGAUGAGAGUAAGGUGGAAACUAUGAAGCGCAUUCUGACGGUCAUGCUGAAUGGCGACCCGAUGCCGCAACUCCUCAUGUACAUUAUCCGAUUCGUCAUGCCGUCGAAGCAUAAGGCUCUGAAAAAGCUGCUAUAUUUCUACUACGAGAUAUGCCCCAAGCAUGAUGCUAGCGGUAAGCUCAAGCAAGAGAUGAUCCUCGUCUGCAACGGCAUCCGCAAUGAUCUUCAGCAUCCCAACGAAUUUAUUCGAGGCAACACGUUAAGAUUUCUCUGCAAACUGCGCGAAGCCGAGCUCAUCGAACCUCUCCUCUCUUCCGCCCGCGGCUGUCUCGAGCAUCGCCACGCAUACGUCCGAAAAAAUGCCGUGCUCGCGAUCGCAUCGAUAUACCAACAUUCGGAGAGUCUUAUCCCAGAUGCCCCUGAACUAAUAGCCGCUUUCUUGGAGGCCGAAAGCGAUCAUACCUGCAAGAGGAAUGCUUUCGCAGCGCUGGUCAGCGUCAGCCACGAUAAAUCUUUGGCGUAUCUGAGCAGUGUAUUUGACGGAAUUCCAAACGCCGACGAACUUCUACAAUUGGUCGAGCUGGAGUUCAUUCGGAAAGAUGCGAUCCAGAACUCUCAGAACAAAGCUCGUUAUCUGCGUCUCAUUUUUGAUCUUUUGGAAGCCGGUGCGACCACAGUCGUAUACGAAGCUGCCUCUUCCUUGACUGCCUUGACGAGCAACCCUGUGGCUGUCAAAGCUGCGGCAGCGAAGUUCAUCGAACUCAGUAUUAAGGAGGCGGACAACAAUGUCAAGCUGAUCGUACUCGACCGCGUGAAUGUGCUGAGACAGAAGAACGAGGGUGUCUUGGACGAUCUCAUCAUGGAGAUUCUUCGAGUCUUGUCGAGUCCUGAUAUUGACGUCCGGAGAAAGGCCCUGGAAAUUGCUAUGGAGAUGGUCUCUAGCAAGAACGUAGAGGAAGUUGUCCUCCUCCUGAAGAAGGAGCUGUCGAAGACUGUUGACCAAGAAUACGAGAAGAAUAACGAGUACCGCCAAUUGCUCAUCCAUUCCAUCCACCAAUGCGCCAUCAAGUUCUCGGAAGUGGCCGCCAGUGUUGUUGACCUGCUAAUGGACUUCAUUGCUGACUUCAACAAUACUUCGGCUGUGGAUGUAAUCUCCUUUGUCAAGGAAGUGGUAGAGAAGUUCCCAAACCUCCGCCCAUCGAUCGUGGAGCGCUUGGUGUCCACUUUGAGUGAGGUGCGUGCCGGAAAGGUUUAUCGUGGAGCACUUUGGGUUGUGGGAGAGUACUCUCUCGAAGCAAAUGACAUCAGAGAUGCCUGGAAGAGGAUACGAGCUAGUUUAGGAGAGAUCCCAAUUCUGGCAUCGGAACAAAGACUGUUGGAUGAAGUAGCGGAUGGACAGGAGCCGGCCAAGGAAGCAGAGCAAGUCAACGGGCAUCCCAAAGCUGCGCCAACUGGAUCUAGAAGAGUUCUUGCCGAUGGCACUUACGCGACAGAAAGCGCCCUGACCAGUAAGUCAGCAGUGGCAGCCAAAUUAGAAGCCGUCAAAGCGGCCCAAAAGCCGCCUCUUCGACAACUCAUUCUCGACGGGGACUACUACCUCGCCUCUGUUCUCUCAUCCACUCUGACCAAGCUUGUGAUGCGUCACUCGGAAAUAUCUUCAGACAAGGCUCGAACGAACGCUUUACGUGCUGAAGCCAUGUUAAUCAUGAUCUCUAUCAUCCGUGUUGGUCAGUCACAAUUCGUCAAAGCUCCCAUUGACGAAGACUCUGUGGAUAGAAUCAUGACGUGUGUCCGCUCCCUCGCCGAAUUCGCACAAAAUAAAGAGCUAGAGACUGUUUUCUUGGAUGACACCCGGAAGGCUUUCCGCGCCAUGGUUCAGGUGGAAGAGAAGAGAAGAGCGGCCAAGGAAGCCGUCGAGAAGGCCAAGACCGCGGUCCAAGUCGAUGAUGUUGUCUCUAUCCGACAACUGGCAAAGAAGAACGCUGGCGACGGAACCGACGAGAUAGAGCUUGAUCUUGAGAAGGCAACAGGUGGAGACUCAGCAGUUGAAGACUUGACCUCAAAGUUAAGCAGAGUUGUCCAACUCACAGGAUUUUCCGAUCCAGUCUACGCCGAAGCAUAUGUCAAGGUCCACCAAUUUGAUAUCGUUCUCGAUGUUCUUUUGGUGAAUCAGACAACUGAGACUCUUCAAAAUCUGUCGGUAGAGUUCGCCACACUAGGAGACUUGAAGGUAGUUGAAAGACCAACUACCCAGAACCUAGGUCCACACGAUUUCCAGAACGUCCAGGCCACCAUCAAGGUAUCGUCGACAGAUACGGGAGUCAUCUUUGGUAACGUCGUGUAUGAUGGUGCCAGCUCUACCGAGAACAGUGUUGUCAUCCUGAAUGAUGUUCACGUCGAUAUCAUGGACUACAUCCAACCUGCGAUUUGCACAGAGACGCAAUUCCGAACCAUGUGGACCGAGUUUGAGUGGGAGAACAAGGUCAACAUCAACUCCAAAGCCAAGUCAUUACGCGAGUUCCUCACGCAACUAAUGGCAAGCACAAACAUGAGCUGCUUGACCCCGGAGGCUUCGCUCAAGGGCGAUUGUCAAUUCCUGAGUGCGAAUCUCUACGCUCGAAGCGUCUUUGGUGAGGAUGCACUUGCAAAUUUGAGUAUCGAGAAGGAGGGUGAAGACGGUCCAGUUACCGGCUUUGUCCGUAUUCGCAGCAGGUCACAAGGUCUUGCACUGAGUCUCGGGUCGCUCAAAGGCUUGAACAAGGUCGGCGAAGUCGCCUGA